Dromaius novaehollandiae (emu) is the source of this 6882-nucleotide messenger RNA. RefSeq names its product interphotoreceptor matrix proteoglycan 2 (gene IMPG2). The record is from RefSeq and is a predicted model, not a curated record. The transcript is spliced from 20 exons. Bases 276 to 4535 code for a protein of 1419 amino acids. Lineage: Eukaryota; Metazoa; Chordata; Aves; Casuariiformes; Dromaiidae. Gene Ontology annotation, molecular function: hyaluronic acid binding; heparin binding. Gene Ontology annotation, biological process: visual perception.
CAAGAGCUUUCUUUCAUCACCUUUUCUUGUUUUAUUUCCCUGAAGUGAAAUACUCUCUUCGAAGAGAAGGUCAUUCCUAGGAUAUCUUGGCUGACUCUUUUAAAAAAACUCCCGAAUGUUUUUUCUUUUCUUUUUUCAAAGAUAGUAUGUGACGUCAAGACAUUUUCAAAAAGGGCGAUGCUCUUGGUUGGUUCAAGGAUACAUUAAAGCUCUCUUGCUAAAAGGGAUUUUCUUUUCCUUUUUCCUUUGCAUAUUGUUUUUUGGACACAGUAAGUAUGUUCAACUUCCCUUGGAAAAUCUAUCUCUGCAUCUUGGUUUUGAGAAUGAUUGAAGGAGAUCUUCAGAUUGUUGCAGCUUAUUCAACUGUGGAAGAAACCCAGGCUAAAGGUGCUUUACCAGCCCCUCAACUUGGUGGCUGGCAGUUAGCAACCCCUUCUCUGUCUCCUGAAUUGAAAAAACCUAAUGGCAUGUCAGAGCCUGAAAAGGUCAACAGCCAUUUGUUGCUUCGAAGGAAGCGAUCUAUUCUGUUUCCCGGAGUUAAGAUCUGCCCUGAUGAAUCUGUUGAGCAGGCUAUUGCCAACCAUCUGAAAUACUUCAGACUCAGAGUGUGUCAGGAAACAGUCUGGGAGGUCUUCAAGACGUUCUGGGAUAGACUGCCAGAGCGUGAAGAGUAUCAUACCUGGAUGAGCCUAUGUGAGGAAGGAACAAUGAGUAUCCUUGAAAUAGGCACCAACUUCAGUCAGUCAGAAGAGCACCGGAGUCUGAUCAUGAAGAAACUGUCCUAUACAAAGGAAGCGAUGGGUGGCUCCUGCACCGAAUGGUCAUGUGGUACUGGGACUCCAACUCCAGCUUCAACUACUGAUGUUACCACAUUGAGAGAUGCAGCUGCCAACGUUCCUCCCCCUCAAGGAGUCUCCAUUGAGAGUCCUUUGGGCAGUACUGUCCGUGAGAUCCAAGAUGCAGACACUGCUAUCAAUAAUGAGAUAAAGAAGGAGGAUGAGCAGCUACUGAAACCUGUAACUGAGCAGAUCAUUGAGUUCAGCAUCAUGAUUGUUGGAGAGAAGUACAGUGAGGAGCUGAGUGACCCAGCCACGGAGAAACAUCAGCUGCUCUCAGAACAAUUCAUUGCACAGAUCCAAAAGGCAUUUGAAGGAUUGCCUGGGUACAAAAGCAUCCAUGUGCUGGAGUACAGCUCUCCUGAGGAGGACAGCGGGGUGGAAGUCCACUAUGCUGUAACAUUUGAUGGAAAAGCCAUCAGCAAUGCCACCUGGGACCUGAUUAACCUUCAUUCCAACAAGGUGGAGGACAACUCCUUUAUGGGCAUAGAGGAUAAUCCAACAGUUGUUUACACCAUCAGUGAUUUCCAAGAUUAUAUUGCUGAAAUCCUCCAGAAAAAUGCCUUGCUUGUAAAUGCUUCCUUGACUUUGGACCCUAACUCUCUUCAACUUAUUAAUAUGAAAGAAAUCAUACAGCCUGUGGCAGAAGACCUGUCCUGGAUUACUGAGCAUCCCGUUGUGUUGGAGCGCCCAGAGUUUGAUGAUAACACCUUUGUGGCUGAAUGGCCUUCAGCAGAUGAAUCAACUGCCAGCAAUACCUUGCCGCUCGACUUCACCAAACCAGAUUUCACUUCAGGUAGUGAACAGUCCAAUGACAAUGAAAUCCAGCCAAAGCCUGAAAAUCUGGACUCUGAGGUCAGUUUGACACCUGAAGCUCCACUCUCCCCAGAGGCUGAUGUCACUUCUUUGCCUGAUGGGCUGAAUUUAGAGGAAGAGAAUCAGACUCCCCAUUUGGUCACUCCAUCAGUAUUAGAGCACGAUUCUGUGGACUCUCUGGAAUGGCUUUCAGUCCCACAUUCUUUAGAUGGGCUUGAAGAUACUGGACUAUCUGAAGACUUUCUUCUGCCUUCAAGUGUCCCUUCUCACCUCGUGCCAAAGAAAUCUUCAUCCACAGAUGAUCAUGUAGUUCCUCUCCUUUCUGCACCAACAAUGGCCUCUUCAUCAGUCACAGAGACUGAUGCUAAAGGAACAGUAUUGGCUGAGAAGGAAGAAGUAGCUAAGGGUAGUGCUGCAGACAGUAAUAAUGCAGGCUCUGUGUCGCAUGAGUCUGUGAAAGAAGUUCCUUUUCCCUUAGAAGUAGACCCUAUGGAAGGUGAAACUGAUAUAUACCUUGGAGAUAGAAUUAUAAAUGAUGAUGGGUCUGGUUCAGCUUUUGAUGGUUCAGGAAAAGAAAUGGAAUCAAAUACUUGGCCCUGGGAAGUAGCAACACUGGAACCAGUGUUCUACCCUGGUCCUGAUAGCUGGCUUGAGGAUGACAAUGAGUCUCUGUUAAUCAGAACUGAUGAUAUUCCUGAAGGCCUGAUCUUGGAUUAUAUUCUUAACUCUAGGAAGAAAUUAGAUGAUGAUCCUUCUGCAGAUGAGAAUGAAGGUAUGACCAAUACCAACGUAAGAGAAGACUUCCUGGAUGAGUCUGAAAUAUUUGUCUUUCCAGAGACUACAAUUCAGCCUGUUCCUCUGUUACAGACAGAAGAGCCAACAUCUGUGGAAUCAUCUACACAGAUGGGAAAAGCGGCCAUAUAUGACUCUUCUUUUGUUAAACCAUCCUUUGUUUUGGAGCCUUCAGUGGAUUAUUCCUCUGUAGACAUGCCACCUGGAGAGGCCCCUGUCUCACCCCAGGAUACAGAUAUGUCUGUAGAAGAAAAUCUUCUUGUAUCUAAAAGGACCCUCAGUGUGGAACAACCUGAACAGUUCAGUGUGGGUCAGAAGAUCAUUUCUGAAGCAGAUGAACACCAAAAUGAGGACAGGCCAACAUUAGAAGAAUUAUCCACAGCAGGGCAGUUGGAUGUAGCUGAAGCUGUUACAAAAGGCCACUUGGACACAAGCUCUUUGGAAACUAUUCUGACUGCAGAUCUUUUCACAGUAAAUACUGCUACUUCUACAAAAGAGCAGCAAACCCAAGAUUCACCCGUGACAGGUCAAGAAGCUACUGGAUCAAUGAUGAAGACACUAGCUGACAUUUGGCCUACUGACAGAGCACUGGAGAAGACAUUAGAUCACAAAGUGCAAUCAGCAAUACCAACUGUACUUCAAGUUUCGACUGUAAUUCCUUCUGUAAUAUAUCAGACCACUAUUUUAGAGGACUUCGUUGGACAGGGUGACACGGACUAUGACACGCAUGUUUCCAGUAGCACUGGCACUGUUAUGAAUUCAUAUGCAACAGUGAGAGUAACAACAGACACUGUUCAGCUUCCAUCCCAUUCCCCUCCUAUGGGAUCCACGGUACCAUCGUCUAUGGCUACCUCAACAAACCUGGAAGAUGAAACAACAACAGUCUUGGAUAUUUCAGUGGAGCUGGAUCAUAUGAGCAGUGUCCACUCUUCUCCUGAGCUGAGUGAGGAGGGAAGGAGCAUAACUGAGAGUCAUGUGGAGCUAACAACAAAUGUCCAGUCCACAGAGAUGGCCAGCGUUGCUUGGCCCACUCAUGAAAAUCACGAUAGUACUCCUGUCCCAUCACGAGCUCUAGUGGUGUUCUUCAGUCUUAGGGUUACCAACAUGAUGUUUUCAGAGGACCUGUUUAAUAAAAAUUCUCCUGAAUAUAAAGCAUUAGAGCAACGAUUCUUGGAACUGCUGGUCCCCUACCUUCAGUCAAAUUUAACAGGCUUCCAGAAUCUGGAGAUCCUGAACUUCAGAAAUGGCAGCAUUGUGGUGAACAGCCGAAUGAAAUUUGCCAAACCCGUGCCUCGGAACGUCACCAAUGCCGUGUACAUGAUCCUGGAAGACUUCUGCAACACUGCAUAUCAUACCAUGAACCUGGCCAUCGAUAAGUACUCCCUGGAUGUGGAAUCGGGCGAUCAAGCAGAUCCUUGCAAAUUCCAGGCCUGUAAUGAGUUCUCCGAAUGCUUAGUAAAUCGCUGGAGCGGGGAAGCAGAGUGUGUCUGCUAUCCUGGCUACCUAAGCAUCGAUGGGCUGCCAUGCAACAGUGUUUGUGAUCUGCAACCCAACUUCUGCCUGAAUGAUGGGAAGUGUGACAUAAGCCCUGGACAAGGGGCUAUAUGUAGGUGUCGUGUAGGAGAGAACUGGUGGUACAGAGGGGAGCACUGUGAAGAGUAUGUGUCUGAACCACUCGUUGUGGGUAUCGCAAUUGCUUCAGUGGCAGGAUUCCUUCUUGUGGCAUCUGCUGUAAUCUUCUUUCUGGCCAGGACCCUUCGAGACCAGUACACGAAGAGUGACACCGAGGACUCACUGGGGCAGGGUGACAGCCUCUCAUCCAUUGAGAACGCAGUUAAAUACAACCCCAUGUAUGAAAGCGAUACCACUGGCUAUAGCCACUAUUAUCGGAGAUACCCCCAGCUGACAUCCUACAGUUCGACCAGUGCAGAGACAUCCACUGAGUACAGCAGUGAAGAGAUAAGGCACAUUUAUGAAAACAGCGAGCUUACUAAGGAGGAAAUUCAAGACAGAAUUCGAAUUAUAGAGCUGUAUGCUAAAGACCGUCAGUUUGCAGAGUUUGUUAGGCAGCAUCAAAUGAAGCUGCUUUAAGAAAAAAAAAAAAAAAGAAAAAAGAAAUCAGUAGGAAGCAUGCGGGAGAUAAAGACUACCUUGUUGCCAUAGCAAUGGGCUCAGAUGUAACUGCAAAGUUACUUACAGUCUUAACAUUGCAUGGAUGGAUACAGAUGUUUUCUAAAUGAAUGGCUAAAUUGUAUGAAUGUCUGUUUAUCUCGAUUACCUCUGACUUUUCUGCAUAAAGAGACAUUCCUACGAGGUGAUCAGAAGUGGCAGAGGUUAUAAAAGUUCAUUUUACUUUAAAUCUGAAAUGGACAGUGAAAGUUUGUAUACCAAGGCAAAAAGUCUCCUCAGGAAAGGAGAAGAUAUAUGCACAAAACUAAAAAUAAAAUACACAUUUAAAAUCCCUGUCUGGCAUUCUUCCCCUCACUGGAGGCUACUGUAAUGAUUUCACAAGUAUAAGGUUCUAGUUGAAAGAAAUACUUGGUUUGCACAUGAAUGAUUUGUAGGCUAUAACUAUUCUGCUAGAAUAAUGUUAGUAUUAUUUUAAAGCAUUCCUAUUAUACACACAAAUAUAACCUCAGUGGAAAAAUCAUCUUACACAGCUGCCCUAUUUAGCUUUUGUCAUCUGACAUUAGCAAAAUAGAACAUUUAGCUCUCCUAAAUGCUCUCCCCCAACAAUAAGCAACACCUCUGACUUUCAGUGACCUCAUCUGUCACCUUAGCAAGGUGGGCCAGUACUUCUACAAUACAUCGUUUUUAAAACCAAGAUGGUUGGUUUUCCAGCUGUUCCUGACAGACGCACAACAUGGGCCCAAAAGGGCUUCUUCUAGCAGUGUUCUGGAAAAAUUAAGUGACUAACAUUGACUUUUUUGUAUAUAGACAAUGUGUUGGAUUUUUAUAAGUUAAUAUAAGUUAUUUCUUGUCCAUUUCCUUGUUUUUCAUAAUGGAUUUAAUUAUUGAAAUAGAAGGGUGCAUAAUUUAACAAUGAAAUACCACAGUGGUACUUGCACCUAUCUUUUUUAAAACAUAUAUUGUUUAUUCAAUAUUCAAUUCAGCCAAUUAAUAUCUGAAUUUUCUUUAUUGAACUGAGCCAUAGCCUGCCAUCAGCUCUGUUUCAAAAAUCAGGCUGUGGUAUUUAAGUGCGUGCACAUUUGGAAGAUGGCAGCAGUUUUUAACAGGAGGGAAAAAACAUGAGGUUCCUCUUGGCUUAGUGGAAGCCAGCGUAGAAAUCUUCAAACAGGAGAAGCCAGCCUGAAGCAUUUUAAAAUAGCUGAAUUGAUAUGGAGAACUCCUGAGGUUCAAAAACUGAAUUUUGUUUUGAAGUUAUGAAGAGAGUGGGGUUUACAUGUUAAGGUAUGUUGGAGCUUUGGCAGUCACCAAAUCUCUCAUUUAAGGCAUUAACACUGCUGCUACAGUUAAGAGUGCUAACAGUCUCACAUUGCCUCUACUAGCAAACAAGACUUAUUUAUUUAUUUUUACAAAGAUAAUAGUCAACGGUUCUUGGCCUGCAUGUGCCAACAGCCACCUGAUACUUUUUCAAGUUAAGUGAUGGUAAGAACUACUUACUGUCCACAGGCUGCUGAUCUAAACAGGUUAAGAUUUCACUGAGUUCUUCUAUGCGUUCUGGAGGACCUCAGUGGAUCACCUGCAUAGCAUCCUCUUGCCUUGAGCAGCUGGGAAUGGGGAUCAGCGCCAUCUGUCAAACAAAUGCUUAUAUGAACCAGUGUAAAUAAGCCCAAAUACCACAAGACUGUGGAAAGUAAUUGUAAUUAAUAUCUGCUUAAUAUCACUGUGAUCAUAUGUUGUGAGACAGAGGUCAGUGUGCUGUGUGAUGCAAGGACUCUUACAGCAAUGCAAGUCCUCAGAGCACCCCAGUCCCUCUCUGCUCUUGCAACAAGAAGAAUGAGCUGGCCUGUUACACCAACGCCUUGUGAUCAUCAUAACUGUACAGUUUAGAAAUGUAUGACUUGUUUCUGUGCAGCUUGGCUAACUAGCUUCUGCUAAGAAAUGGUGCAUUUUUCAUGCGGUGUGUGGCGAGGAAGGCUAUCCCCUUCCACCCAUGUUUUCCCAUUUGCUCUAUUUACAGCAUGAAAAAAGCUUGGUUAAAAUUGGAAAUUUGCGCACUUGUAUGUUAUUAAGGUUUAUAUUUAGUGGAGUAUCAGUCCUUUGUAUGAUAUAAACCAAAACAGUGUGUGUCAGCUGGGAUCUUGCAUACCUUAAAUAUAUUCUAAUAUUUGCUGUGCACAAGCCUAGGAGAGUCUUGAUCACACUGAGUAUGAUGUAUUUCAGUGUAUAUACAGUGAACUUUUUCUCUGUGUGUGGGGGUAUACACAUAUGAAUAUAAUGGUAUCUUAUUUUCACUGCAAUAAAAAAUUCCAAA